AUGAAUUUAAUCUUAAACGGAAAUUGGUUAGUUAAAUUUGGUGCAGGAUGGAGUGGACAUUGUAAAAAAUUACAACCUGUACUUGAAAAUCUAGCUCAACAUUACAACAGUGAUAAUGAGAAUUCAAAAGUUAAAGUGGCGCAAGUUCAUUGUGAAGAGUAUGAAUCAAUUUGUAUAAAAUAUAAUAUUAUAGGUUAUCCAUCUUUAGUUUUUUUUGAUGAAGGCGAAAUCAAACAUUAUAGAGGCCCAAGACUAUUUGAAAAUUUUAAAGAGGCUAUUGAUAAACAUUUAAAUAAAGAAUUUGUUGCUUUUUCCCAAAACCAACCUUCCAAAAUAAUCGUUAUUACAAAUGAAAAUUUAGAUUUACUCUUAACCGGAAAUUGGUUAGUUAAAUUUGGUGCAGCAUGGAGUUUACAUUGUAAAAAAUUACAACCUGUACUUGAAAAUCUAGCUCAACAUUACAACAGUGACAAUGAGAAUUCAAAAGUUAAAGUGGCGCAAGUUCAUUGUGAAGAGGAUAACUCAAUUUGUAAAAAAUAUAAUAUUACAGGUUAUCCAUCUUUAGUUUUUUUUAAUGAAGGCCAAAUCAAACAUUAUACAGGCCCAAGACAAUUUGAAAAUUUUAAAGAGGCUAUUGAUAAACAUUUUAAAUAUGGUGUAAAAUGGAGUGGACAUUGUAAAAAAUUUCAACCUGUACUUGAAAAUCUAGCUCAACAUUACAACAGCGACAUUGAAAAUUCAAAAAUUAAAGUGGCGCAAGUUCAUUGUGAAGGGGAUGACUCAAUUUGUAAAAAAUAUAAUAUUACAGGUUAUCCAUCUUUAGUUUUUUUUGAUGAAGGAGAAACCAAACCUUAUAGAGGUCUAAGAGAAUUUGAUAAAAUUAAAGAAGCUACUGAUAAACAUUUUAAAUAA
Molecule: messenger RNA, 912 nt
Organism: Dictyostelium discoideum AX4
Lineage: Eukaryota; Evosea; Eumycetozoa; Dictyosteliales; Dictyosteliaceae
Product: thioredoxin fold domain-containing protein
Exons: 9
Coding region: 1-912 (303 amino acids)
Biological process (GO): cell redox homeostasis
Cellular component (GO): endoplasmic reticulum
Source: RefSeq, a predicted model, not a curated record